AUGUCGACGCGCGCGAUCGCGUCGCGCGUCGGAACGCGCGCGACGUCCUCGCGGGCGGUGCGUGGACGCCGAGCGGUGGAUUCGGGGCGGCCGCCGCCGGUUUUGAGAAAGUUUGCAAAAUGGGCGUCGACCGCGCGCGUGACGGCGACGACGGCGACCACGGACGACGCGGACGAUUCGGAGACUUUCGAUGACGCGAUUGUGAGCGAAAGCGUGGACGAAAACGCGGAUGAGGGAUCGUGGGACGAGGACGAGGACGAGGACGAGCCUGAGCCGGAGCUCGUGCCGUACAUCGGCGGCGAGCUUCUAAAGGCGGAUCCACCGGGACACAAGUCUGGAUACGUCGCCAUCGUGGGCCGACCGAACGCGGGGAAGAGCACGCUGAUGAACGACCUGGUGGGGACGAAGCUCAGCAUCGUGACGUUUAAGCCGCAGACGACGCGACAUCGUAUUCUCGGCAUCGUGAGCGAGGACGCGUAUCAGAUGGUUUUGUUGGAUACGCCGGGAGUGAUGGUGGAGGAGUUUAACAAACUCGAUGGCAUCAUGUUGAAGAGUGUGAGGAAUUCGAUGGCGAACGCGGACGUGAUGUUUUACAUCGUGGACGCCGCGCGGGAUCCGUACGGGGCGUGGGAGGGUUUGGCGCCGAAGAAGGGUAAGCGCGUGCCAACGGCGUUGAUCCUGAACAAGUGCGAUCUCGUGGGUGAUCGCGAGCGAAUCAUGGAGUUGAUCGAUUACUUCCGGGCGCAGGAUGGGAUCGACGACGUUUUACCGAUUUCAGCGCUGAACUCGACGGGUGUGGAAAACGUGAAAAAUUGGGCGCUCGAUCGGCUCCCGCUCGGACCGACGCUGUACCCGAAGGAGGCGAUAAGCGAACAUCCCGAGCGAUUCUUCAUCGCCGAGAUCAUUCGUGAGAAGAUUUUCUUGCAGUACAAGCAAGAGGUGCCGUACAGCACGCAGGUUUGGAUCGAGGCGCACAAGGAGCGCGACGGCGCGAAGAAGGAUCUCAUCCUCGCCAAGGUCUACGUCGAGCGUCAGUCUCAGAUAGGAAUCAUCGUCGGCCAGGGCGGGGCGGCGAUGAAGAAGCUCUCCUCGACCGCGCGCGAGGACAUUGAGAAAUUUCUAGGCCGACCGGUAUUUUUGGACAUUCAAGUCAAGGUGCGCGACGGGUGGAGACAAGACGAAGCCUCGCUCGAGGAUUUAGGUCUGGACGACCCGAACCGACUCGAGCAACCCUCGAUCUAA
Ostreococcus tauri is the source of this 1242-nucleotide messenger RNA. RefSeq names its product P-loop containing nucleoside triphosphate hydrolase. The transcript has a single exon. The coding region runs from base 1 to 1242 and encodes 413 amino acids. The record is from RefSeq and is a predicted model, not a curated record. Gene Ontology annotation, biological process: ribosomal small subunit assembly. Lineage: Eukaryota; Viridiplantae; Chlorophyta; Mamiellophyceae; Mamiellales; Bathycoccaceae. Gene Ontology annotation, molecular function: rRNA binding; ribosomal small subunit binding; GTP binding.